AUGCGAACAAAUGAACGUAUUAUCAGUGGUCCCUUCUCAUCUGUUGAAGUGAAAAAUCAUCUCACACAAAAUCAUUUAAAUCCAUCGAUAUCAUUACGAGAUUUUCAUCUAUAUGCCAAUACAUCACAAAUUCCUCAAUUGAACAUCACAAAUUUUAUUGAACGACCCUUUGUUUUUCUUUUCAAAUCUCAUUCAAUCAUUCAAGAUUUCUUUUUACUUUUCAUUUUAUUUAUUGCCAUUAUUUUAUUAGUUUUAGUAUUUUAUCGACGAUAUGCUAAAUCAUUAUUAUCGAACGAAAAUUCAAUUUGA
Molecule: messenger RNA, 309 nt
Organism: Rotaria socialis
Lineage: Eukaryota; Metazoa; Rotifera; Eurotatoria; Philodinida; Philodinidae
Source: the annotation of a GenBank genome assembly